This is a messenger RNA of Cercocebus atys (sooty mangabey), 1069 nucleotides long. RefSeq lists its product as uncharacterized. The coding region runs from base 14 to 892 and encodes 292 amino acids. Gene Ontology annotation, molecular function: growth factor activity. The record is from RefSeq and is a predicted model, not a curated record. Lineage: Eukaryota; Metazoa; Chordata; Mammalia; Primates; Cercopithecidae. The transcript is spliced from 3 exons.
CUGUCGCAACCCAAUGCUGCCUUCCCACAUAAAUGAGAUCUUUUCUGCCAGGCAACAUGGUUUUACCCUCACAUUCAAAAGCUCACAGUUCCUACAUAGCUACUGGCUCCUCUGUUUUGAGGCAGUUCCCUUCUUGGGGGUUUCCUUGAUAAACCUAUGGGCUUGGGUGCCCAUUGUCCCCCAUGCCACUGAGCUUGUUCUAGAGUUCGAGGACCAUCAAAGGGGCCUCCAAAGAUUCCUGUUGGGAUCUUUCCCCAUUAUCUUUUCAUCCUACCAGUCAGAGGGAGGGUCAUUAUUGGAGAUCUACUGUUUACUCACAUAUUGGAUGGAGGUGGUGCCCACCCUCUUGGCAGAGACAAAGAUUCCAGCCACUGAUGUCGCUGAUGCCAGCCUGAACAAGUGUUCCAGCAUCGAAAGGAAACGAGAUGUAGUGUUGCUGUUCGUGACCUCGUCCCACACACAGCCAUCUCUGUUUCACCUGCCUUACAUCCAGAAACCCUUUAUCCCUAAUGUGGAGCAGCUGAUCCUGGGGACCCCAUGCCAGAAUCACUGGGAGAUAGGCAAUGGCCAGAAUACGUUUCCUGUAGAGAAGCUCUGCCAUCUGCAGGAUCGCAAGGUGAACCUUCACAGAGCUGCCUGGGGCGAGUGUAUUGUUGCACCCAAGACUCUUAGCUUCCCUUACUGCCAGGGGACCUGCCUGGCCCUCAACAGUGAGCUCCGUCAUUCCAGCUUUGAGUGCUAUAAGAGGGGAGUACCUACCUGUCCCUGGCUCUUCCAGACCUGCCAUCCCACCAGGGUCAGACUCUUCUCCCUGAUGGUCCAGGAUGACGAACACAAGAUGAGUGUGCACUAUGUGAACACUUCCUUGGUGGAGAAGUGUGGCUGCUCUUGAGAUACCCCAAAGCCUUCUACUGGCCUUAGGGCCAUCUAAGUCUCAGGACUCGAGUAGGGGGUGGGAUUAGUUUUCGUAGCAACUAGAGCUCUUUGAAGGGAGGUGGGAUUUGGUUUGUUUCUCAAAGCACAGCAAGAAGGAUGGCAUUAUGGCAGUAACCCCUCUUAGAUGCUUCUC